UUGGUCUUGGUUUCUUAGCCUUUUACGUUUUCAUGUUACACAUAGGCAUGGUAUUUGUCUAAUAUCCGAUCGUCAUCGAAGCAUCAUAAGGGCGGUGAAAGAUCACAGAGGGUGGCAGCCUCCAUAUGCUUAUCAUGUAUUUUGUCUACGUCACAUCGGAAGCAACUUCAAUACCCGUUUUAGGAAUGUGGAAUUGAAGAAAACGUUGAUGAAAUUAGGGUACACAUGUUCAAAGAUAAAUUUCGACAUUAGAUAUAAGGAAUUUAUCGAGAACAAUCCUGAAGUUGCUUCAUGGUUGGAUGCGAUUCCGAAAGAGCAAUGGUGCAGGUCGUAUGAUGAGACAGGACGUAGGUUUGGUCAUAUGACAACCAACCUAUCUGAGUGUGUGAAUAAGGUGCUUCGUGGAGCACGUAAUCUGCCUAUAACUGCAUUGGUCAAGAUGACAUUCAGUAGACUCGUUGAGUAUUUCGUCAAGAGACGUGAAGGGAUUGAAAAAGAUAUCUCACAAGGUUGGAUAAUUUCAAAGAAGGUUGAGGCAGCUUUGCAAAAAAAUGAUGAAUUGGCCGGCACUUAUCGUGUGAGGAUAUAUGAUAGUGAGCUGUUAUUGUUUGAGGUUGAGGAUGCCUACAAUCAAUCUACACACGAGGUUGGUGACACCAUGAGAGUGGACUUAAUCAAUCGUACAUGUCAGUGUGGUAGGUUUACAGCAAGGAGGUAUCCCUGCAGUCAUGUAUUAGCAGUUUGCAAGGUAGCCAAGUUAAACCAUUAUGAUUAUGUGGAUCAUGUUUUCAAAAUCCCAACCAUUGCUAAAGUAUAUGCUGCACACUGGUUUCCUAUUGGCAAUGAAUUGUUGAUUCCAUCCGUUGUUGGGCCUACUGUAAUUCCGGAUGCCCGGUUGGUACGUGCAAAAGGAAGACCACAGUCUUCAAGGAUUCAGAAUGAGAUGGAUUGGGUUGAGUCUCAACCCUCGAGCAGUCAGAGCAGAUGUAAGCUUUGCAAGCAAGUUGGACAUAACAUUCGUACAUGUCCAUUGAGACUAAGACAAGCAUGAUUACGUAUUGUUUCUGUGUAGUACUUUGUUUUGUAAUGACAAUCACUUUACGUAUUGUUUUGUUUCCUUGUACCCUAAACUUUAUCUUGUAUUAGUUAUGUAUUGUGUUGUUGAAAUGUAUUGUUGAACUGUAUUCUUGUGUUGCAUAACGUAAAUGUUGACAUCCGUUAAGUUUAGCGA
Molecule: messenger RNA, 1231 nt
Organism: Gastrolobium bilobum
Lineage: Eukaryota; Viridiplantae; Streptophyta; Magnoliopsida; Fabales; Fabaceae
Exons: 2
Coding region: 209-1051 (280 amino acids)
Molecular function (GO): zinc ion binding; nucleic acid binding
Source: RefSeq, a predicted model, not a curated record